AAAUCAAGUUGCUUCCACACAUCCGGCGAAAAAAAAAGAGAACGAUGGCUACAGAGGGUUUCCAAACCUGUCGUCUUUGAGUAAUUAUUGUCAUUCUGGAUGAAAAAUAGCGAUAGUAUCACCCCCUCCCCCAACAUACAUCGUGAUGGAAAAGAAUCCCGUCACACGGUGGUCAUAGUGGCACGAGCUUAAAACUGUUUCGUUACAAUCCGGUGUUCGUAGCAAGCUAGCUAGUUGUGCUGCGUGGGCUUGCGUCACCGGGCAGCUGUCCGUCAAAUUCCUUGGGAGGGGUCUAUAAAACACAAAAUGGCGACUCCAGUCAACAUCCAAAACCCCAGUAAGACGUGGGAGCUGAGCUUGUAUGAACUGCACAGGAGCCCACAGGAGGCGAUCAUGGACGGCACAGAGAUAGCUGUGUCCCCCCGGAGCCUCCACAGUGAGCUGAUGUGCCCCAUCUGUCUGGACAUGUUGAAGAACACAAUGACCACCAAGGAGUGCCUGCACCGCUUCUGCUCCGACUGCAUCGUCACUGCACUCCGAUCAGGGAACAAGGAAUGCCCCACGUGCCGAAAGAAGCUUGUGUCGAGACGCUCGCUCCGCCGCGACUCCAACUUUGACGCCCUCAUCUCCAAGAUCUACCCCAGCCGUGACGAGUACGAGGCCCACCAGGACCGGGUGCUGGAGAGACUCAACCGGCUGCACAACAAGCAGGCUCUCAGCUCCAGCAUUGAGGAGGGGCUGCGCAUGCAGGCUCUGCACAGACGCCCCAGAGCCCAGCGAGUGCGCAAACCGGCGCAGGAGAGCGACAACACCACCUUCAGCGGCGGCGAGGACAACGGGGAUGCACGGUCACACCUCUCCCACGACUCUGCGCCCUCCCACGCGCCCCUCCCCCCGAGCCACACACCCUCUGAGGCCGGGCCCAGCCGGAACCCUAAGCGGCCUAGGGUGUCAGAUGAGUCAGGCCCAGAGGUGGAUGGGGGCAGCCCCACGGCCCCGCUCCGGCACCACAAAGAGGGCCCUGGCUCAGAGAUAGAGCUGGUUUUCCGUCCGCACCCCCUGCUGGUCAACACACAGGACUACAGCCAGACCAGAUAUGUGAAGACCACAGCCAACGCCACAGUGGACCAUCUGUCUAAGUACCUGGCUCUGCGUAUCGCUCUGGAGGAGAGGCAAAGAGACAGCCAAUCCGAUGCAGCGAUGGAGAAGGGGAAAGAGGGAGUGGAGGCGGGGGCUAAAGGAGAGAAAUCAGCAGGAGGGGCCAGCCUGAAGAACGUCAGUGAGAAGCAAUACACCAUCUACAUCACCACAUCAGGGGGCCAGUUCUCUACUCUGAACGGCUCCCUGACUUUAGAGCUGGUGAAUGAGAAGUACUGGAAGGUCAGAAAGCCUCUGGAGCUUUACUAUGCCCCCACCAAGGACCAACCUCUUCAACCAUCACAGCCACCGCAGCAGAAGUCCCCACAGCCCAAAGAGGGGUGAGGAGGACAGGAGUCCUCCCUCUUCAGCUGUUAUCACUCGCUGUCUCUGACAGAUUUCUGUGUGUGGCGUGUAGCUGCUUCUAAGGUAGUCAUUUGGAACAUUCCAUAGAUUGAAGGUCUUCAACUUUGACCUCAGAAUCUGAAGGUUUUCUGUUUUUAUCCUCCGUAGCUUCUAAUCAAACCUGAGUAUGAAGUUGUUUUUGCAAUUCCUACACAUUUUUUUCCUUAAUCGAAUGGUUGACUUAAAAUGCUGUCUGGACCGGUGUGCACACCUACGUAGUCCAGCCUUCCUUCAGACCACCAAGUGUUGCUUGACCUUGCAUCAGGACUGCCAGAUUUUGUUGAUACAUCAUUUCAGAUCAGUGUGAGAAUUCAUACACUACCGGUCAAAAGUUUUUCAAACACCUACUCAUUCAAGGGUUUUUAUUUAUUUUGACUCUUUUCUACAUUGUAGAAUAAUAGUGAAGAGAUCAAAACUAUGAAAUGACAUGUGGAAUCAUGUAGUAACCACAAAAGUGAUAAACAAAUCAAAAUACAGUACAUUUUAUAGUUGAGAUUCCUCCCCUUUUUCAAACAGUCUUGAAGGAGUUCCUACAUAUGCUGAGCACUUGUUGGCUGCUUUUCCUUCACUCUGCGGUCCGACUCAUCCCAAACCAUCUCAAUUUAGUUGAGGUCGGGUGAUUGUGGAGGCC
This is a messenger RNA of Oncorhynchus mykiss (rainbow trout), 2173 nucleotides long. NCBI's taxonomy places the organism in Eukaryota, Metazoa, Chordata, Actinopteri, Salmoniformes, Salmonidae. The record is from RefSeq and is a predicted model, not a curated record.